UUUCAGGAUGAAUCUGGAAAAACUCAGCAAACCAGAACUACUGACGCUCUUUAGCAUUCUUGAGGGAGAAUUGGAAGCAAGAGAUCUUGUCAUAGAAGCCUUAAAGGCCCAGCACAGAGACACGUUCAUUGAAGAACGCUAUGGGAAGUACAACAUCAGUGAUCCAUUAAUGGCUUUGCAGAGGGAUUUUGAGACCCUGAAAGAGGGAAAUCAUGGUGAAAAGCAACCAGUGUGCUCCAAUCCAUUAUCAAUUUUGAAGGUGGUGAUGAAACACUGCAAGAAUAUGCAGGAAAGAAUGUUAUCCCAGCUAGCUGCUGCAGAAAGCAGGCACAGAAAGGUGAUUCUGGACCUGGAGGAGGAGAGGCAGCGGCACGCCCAGGACACGGCCGAGGGGGACGAUGUCACCUACAUGCUGGAGAAGGAGCGGGAGCGGCUCAGCCAGCAGUUGGAGUUUGAAAAAUCCCAAGUGAAAAAGUUUGAAAAAGAGCAGAAGAAGCUGUCAAGCCAGUUGGAGGAGGAAAGGGCACGCCACAAGCAGCUGUCUUCCAUGCUUGUGGUGGAGUGCAAGAAAGCCACUGCCAAAGCAGCUGAGGAGGGGCAGAAGACAGCAGAAUUGAGCUUGAAAUUGGAAAAAGAGAAGAGUAAGGUGAGUAAACUGGAAGAGGAGCUGGCGUCCAAGAGGAAGAGGGGUUUACAGAUGGAAGCACAAGUAGAAAAGCAGCUCUCAGAGUUUGACAUUGAAAGAGAACAGCUGAAAGCCAAGCUGAACAGGGAAGAAAAUCGUACAAAAGCACUCAAAGAAGAGGUGGAAUGUCUGAAGAAAGCCCUGAAAGAGCUGGAGACUUCUUGCCAGGAGCAGGCUCCUACCGAGCCUUUGCAGCCGAGCCCCUCAGUGGUGUCCAGAGGUGUUGCAACCGACGGUCCCCCGGUGAAGUCUGUGUCUUGCCAGACAGAGGGUCUGCAGGCAGACCAGGCAGGCCCUGCCAGCACAGGCAAGGCUGUGCACGCCACGUUUCCCAGCCCCACUACACCUACUCAUUCCUAUGCAAAAUCUAAUGGCCAUUGUGACACAGACGUGCAGGGGGGUGAGCUGCUGCAGGCAACUGCACCAGAGAACCAGGCUCAAAAGGAGAAAUCUGCUGGUGCAGCCUCAGAAAAUGCAGUUGAGAAUGGGAGUUCUCCUGUAAGAACAGAGUCACCAGUGCAUCUGAUGUCCCAGCUCACUUCCAGUGGGGUCUCCCUGUCUCCCAGCAGCACAACUGCCUCCUCUCUGACACCUUCUCCCUGCUCCUCACCAGUUCUGAACAGACGCUUGGUGGGAGCAUCAGCGAGCAGCCCUGGGUACCAGUCCUCCUACCAGGUGGGCAUCAACCAGCGCUUCCACGCCGCUCGGCACAAGUUUCAGUCUCAAGCUGAACAGGACCACCAGUCCAGUGGCCUGCAGAGCCCACCCUCACGGGAUUUGUCUCCUACUCUAGCAGACAACUCUGCUGCCAAGCAGCUGGCCCGUAACACCGUCACUCAGGUCCUGUCCAGGUUCACCAGCCAGCAGGGACCUAUUAAACCCGUCUCCCCUAACAGCUCACCUUUUGGCACAGACUAUCGAAAUCUGGCUGUGAGCCCCAAAAAUGAAUCUGGUCACUCUCCAAGCUCUGGCAAGGUUUCCAGUCCCAUAAGCCCAUUGUCUCCUGGAAUUAAGUCACCAACUAUUCCUCGAGCAGAACGAGGGAACCCUCCACCCAUUCCUCCAAAGAAACCUGGCCUUGCUCAGUCACCUGCUGCUCCUGCUCCACUAACCAAAACUUCCUCUCCAGCACCCUCUCUAGGUGCCUCCAUGGACGUGGCAAGUAGCUGCUCCAACAAUACCGUGGUGUCAAAUGGCAAAGACAUUGAGAUCCUCCUGCCAACCAGCAGCUAGUCUCCAGAAAAUGUGAAUGUGACAUUCCACAGCUUAGCAUCCUAGAGCUAAGACACUGUUUUUCCACUCCAUGUUAUUUAUUUCCAUAGUAGCAGAUUCUGUCUGUAUAAAGCAUUUAGUAUUUUUUUUUCUUUUUUGAUAGGUAGGAAAAUAUUUUUGUUUAUGGGGAAACCUUAACUACAGCUAUACAGUAGCCUCAAAAUGUCUCGUUGGCAACAGUCAAAUCAUUAGAGGUAGCAAGAACCAUCAUGGUGUGGUGGGACCUGAUUGUCAAACUGUAAUGGGACUCAAAUGCUACUUUUAAAUGAUGCAGACUUUUGCAGAGUUUUUACUCCAGAUGAACAUUUUAUAAAAAGUGCCUGAACUAA
This is a messenger RNA of Chaetura pelagica (chimney swift), 2286 nucleotides long. It is a transcript of the gene CTTNBP2NL, whose product is annotated as CTTNBP2 N-terminal like. Bases 8 to 1918 code for a protein of 636 amino acids. The transcript has 4 exons. Lineage: Eukaryota; Metazoa; Chordata; Aves; Apodiformes; Apodidae. The record is from RefSeq and is a predicted model, not a curated record.